Messenger RNA from Nicotiana tabacum (common tobacco), 1138 nucleotides. RefSeq names its product FCS-Like Zinc finger 13. The record is from RefSeq and is a predicted model, not a curated record. Lineage: Eukaryota; Viridiplantae; Streptophyta; Magnoliopsida; Solanales; Solanaceae.
AAAACUACACCAUUUGUAUAAAGAGCCAUUCUAUAAAGAGCUUUGCAAAGACUCAAGCCUUAAGCCUUAGGCAAAAACAGCUUCAUUUCUUACAAAUACAGCCUUGAAAAUCUUUUGAACUAUAAAUCAUGAUAGGAAAAAGAUCAACGCCGGUGAUCGGAAAACUCACCGGAGUAGCAUUUUCUGGUAGCCGGAAGGGGAUAAUGGAAGGUGCCACUAGCCCAAGAAGUCCACUAGAUUUCAAAAUUCAAUCACCAAGAGGCUUAAAAAGCUUUGAUUUUGGUGGAGUUGGAUUAGCUAUUGUGGCUGCACUAGAAAAAUCCGGUGGAAAAUACGGCGAAACUCCGGCGAACAAAGCCGUUGUUUACAACCGGAAUUCAAAUAGGACACUUCCUAUUCCAGUGAAUUCAACCAAAAAUUCAGCUUUAUAUAAAGCGGAAUUUGACGAAACAGAAAUGGAUAGUUUUGAAGAAUAUACAAUUGUUACUUGUCGUGCACCAGGUAACAAAUCUUACACUAAGGUAUACGGCGGUGGAACGGCGGUUCAGGCCAGAAAAUGUAAUCGUCCGAGCGUUUUUGACAUAUCUCCGGCGAGAUUAGGGGAUUUUCCGGCGGGUCCAGAUUCCGAUUUUCUCAGUUCAUGUCAUUUGUGUCAAAAAAAGCUACACGGAAAAGACAUAUACAUGUAUAGGGGAGAGAAAGCAUUUUGUAGCACAGAGUGUCGGUACAGACAAAUAGCAAUUGAUGAACACAAAGAGAAGUGUAGUUCAGAAAUUGCAAGAUCUGCUGAUGUUGCGAGCUCCCCUUGUGGAAAUGGCCAAAUCUUUGCAACUGGAAUUCUGGCCAUUUAAUUAAAUUGAAUAAAUUAAUUAAUAAUAUAUAUAGAUCAUAAGUACAUAAAAUCUAUAUAUACUCGGGAAUACUUAUACAUAUGAGAAACAGCUAUAUUAGGAGUAGUUUUUUUUUUUUUUUUUUUGGUAUUUUCUCCAAUUUUGAUUUGGAUGUAGAAGAGAAAAGCUAAAAUGCAGCAAUGAAAAGUUUUGAACUAUAGCACUUUUUUGUUCUCCUUAUCUAUGUGUAUAAUUCUAUGUCUAAAAGUUUGAUGUAAAGAGUAUAAAGAAACAGAAGCAUUUUUUUG